Messenger RNA from Archocentrus centrarchus (flier cichlid), 2736 nucleotides. RefSeq lists its product as uncharacterized. NCBI's taxonomy places the organism in Eukaryota, Metazoa, Chordata, Actinopteri, Cichliformes, Cichlidae. The record is from RefSeq and is a predicted model, not a curated record. Gene Ontology annotation, molecular function: S-adenosylmethionine-dependent methyltransferase activity. The transcript is spliced from 8 exons. The coding region runs from base 97 to 999 and encodes 300 amino acids.
CUCAUCAGCAGCGGUUCUGGGGAGCGGGUUAAUGCAGCACCAAAAGGCUUUCUAACUGGAUUUUUGUUGGAUUCCUGCUGGUUUUAGAGGUUCAACAUGAAUUUUUCUGAUGCUAAAUCAGAGCUGAAGCAGCUGCUGAGCAGACUGAGUCCGCCUGCGCUCGCGCAGCUGGUGGACUGGAUGAAAAACUCAGACGAGUUGGACGAGCUGCUUGUGGACAAUAGGAGGGUGAUGCUGCAGAGUAUUGCAGAUGACUUGAGAAGUAGUUUACCAUUGAAUGCAAUGUUGUCCUCUGAGACUGCUGCCUAUCAUAAGAUGGAGCAGCGGUCACAGCCAAUGGUUCACGUGGACGGUUUCCUCUACGAUGAUGAGCAGGUGGACUCCAUGUGUGAAAAGGGGAUCAUGAGCCGGAACUAUUGCCUCAGCUGCGGGUCCCACAGGACUGCGCCUUUGGACUUCAUCUCUCACUCAUUCUCUGUGACAGAGCUUCAGUUCCUGUUCCAGUACGUUCUUCCAGAUCUCAGUGGUCGGACACUGGUGGACGUAGGCUCCAGACUGGGUGCUGUACUAUAUGGGGGUUACGUGUACAGCUCGGCCUCUCGGCUGCUCGGCCUGGAGAUCUGCGAGGAUUUCGUCAGGCUGCAGGACAACUUGCUGCACAAAUACAGGCUGACUGACAGAGUUGAGGUCCUCCAUGCUGACGUCUGCACGCAGGACAUUCUGCUGCAAAAUGCAGAUGUUGUGGUCAUGAAUAACGUCUUUGAGUACUUCAUGGAGCCCGACCAACAAGUCAGAGCAUGGAGAUUCAUCAUGCAGAACUUCCGGAAGAAAGGAUCUCUGCUGGUCACUGUUCCCAGUCUGCAUGAGAGUCUGAACACCCUGCAGGAGGUGCUGCAGCCUGCCUGGGUGGAGGAACUUCCUGUCAACUAUGAUGUUUACCUCGGCAGAGACACAGACCCUGAUGCUCUCAGGCAGAUCCACCUAUACAGGGUCAUCUGAUCUGGUCUGGACUUGUUUGAUCCCUGAUCUUGGUUGAAAUAGUGUUGGCUAAUUUAGACUGUUUGAACCAGACAGCAGUGAGCUGUACUGGACUAGUUUCAACUAAUUAAAUCCAUUAUGCGAAUUAAACCGGUUAGGAGGAGUUGAACUUAUCUGGGUUGGUUAGAGCUGGACUCUUUCUACCCUGGUCUGCGCUUUGUUUGAACUGGUGUGGACUGCAGGUUAUAUUACAAUGUUAUCAAAGAAACUCGGGCUUCGUCUCAAUGCUCGAGUUGCACUUGAAAAAAACGACAGUGUUGAUUUUAGAUGUCGAUUCAGUUUUAACCACGUUUGUGUUUUCACAUGAAGGGGAUAUCACAAACAUGGACAGGUAAAUGUGGCAACAUGAGGAAAGUCUCAAAGUGUUCAUCCCACCAGAGCUCUGAAUAAGUGCCCUUUUCCACAAACCAAGGUCAGCAGGAUUUUCCAGGAAUGGGGGCGCUGUUUUCCAAAAACACUCAUUGGUCAGAAUGUGGAGCAUUCUUAUGUGUUGAUAUAUUUAGAAUGCAUUCUGCUCUGAGCAGGUGAGAGAUGCAGAAUAAUCAGUGAGAUGUUAGUAGAGGUAAAAUGUGCAACCGUACAAACUAUAUGGAGGCACAGGAAACUGCUGAUGCAGAUGUUGAGAUGGUGAACUGAAGCCAGAAUAUAAAAAUGUAAUGCAAGGAAUCACUCUUAUUUUAAUUAUUCAAAUUAUUUUUAAUAAGGAUUAAAAUCCUUUGCUGUCAGUGACUGCCUGAAGUCUAGAACUGUUGCUGCCAAGACUUUGCUUUACUGCAGCCGCCUUCAGUUGUGGACCACGAAUUCCUAAUCCCUAUCCCACAGUCAUUUCAGAAAGUUCUGAAAGAUCAAUCAAUGUGAUUGCUGUAAACAUAUAAUGCAGCCGCAGGAUGACUGCACUCAUCUCUGUGCUCCAACAUUCAGAAGCUUCUGCAUUUUGGUUUAUGUUAGAGAGCAGAUACAAGGCUCAUACAUGUUUAAUAAAUCUGACUUUUCUUGUUGUGCACUUCCCCUUAAGUUUUGUGCUCACAUACACGUUUAGUACAGAUCCUCACUGUCCUUUAUAAAUGAGACCUUUGUCUGAACUGCUUUAGACAGGAUUGUGUGUAUAUGUAAGAAAUGAUACUGCGCAGUAUCUUAGCUGUUCCCAGGACUGCGUUCUUCUGGACAAAGAUCUCAGAUGUUUUUCCAGGAACCUGCUGGAGCCAUUCUCCCAGUUUGGGGGUCACUGUCCCGAGUGUUCUGAUUACCACAGAGACCACUGUUACUUUUACCUUCCACAAAAUUACAACAAGUGUUAUGUUUCCACAUGUAAUAAUACAAAAGAAUGGUAGCAUUCAUUGUACAUUAAUUCAGAGUGUCUACUUAUAACAGUGUUACAGGCUUUUAUUGUGUCAUGAUGAAAAAAAAAAGCCAUCUUCAGUCACAGCUUGAAAACCAAGUUUGGUAACCGUACAUAUUUAUGCACAGAUCCCCAAGAAAACCAGAAAAUAAUCACUUUGGUGAAAUAUUUUAUCUAAAAAAAAAAAUGGUGGACUAAUGGACGAAUAGAGCAUCAAACUUUACAGGUAUGCAGAAAUAGUCACUGAAAUGCAUAACUCAUCACUCUUUAUAGAAAGGGUUUUAAUCAAAAAAUAAUGGCUUUCAAGUGUGUGUAAAUAUAUUUUUUAUGAUUUGAUUUUGACCCAAAUUUGAGAUUGU